AUGUAUAAUAAAUGCACCAACGGGUCCAAGAUCGACGCAGAAGGGAAAACAAGCGGAUUCAACAUCAAAUAUCACGCGCCCUCACCCCCACCUUCUAAAUCGCCCUCACCUCCUCCUCAACCUCCAGAACCCGUUGCAUCAUCAUCGAAACCGCCACCACCGAAAUUUUAUUCCCUUCCUCCCCCUCCUCCAUGGCCUCCCUCCCGUUCCGAAUAUCCUGCAGGCAAGAAUUUCAGAGUCAUUUAUGACCCUGCCAUCGACAAGGAUCGUGACGGACGUUUUCGCGCUUUGAUCGAGAAGAUUCGACCUACACAGGAAGGUUCGGAACAGCCUCGGAUUAAGGGAAAGGGAAAGGGCAAAGAGACGCUCACGCGAUAUAAUGGGGAAGUGAUCGAAGGCGAGCCACAACCUACGACAAGCGACCCCCGCAAGGCACCAGGAUACAAGAAGCGUCCCCACCGAGACGCGUUCCAUGAAAUUCGGUACGAGUAUGAUGCCAACUCGACAGGUCCACCACCCCCCACAGCUGUGCUGAUCAUGAAUUUGUCACCCCUAAUACCUACGCAGUCAAUACGUCGCGUCUUCAGUGCACAUGGCAGGAUCUCAUCAUUCGAUCCGCAAAUUGACAUGCAGUCCGGGGUCGCACUUGGUAUCGUGUUCAUCCGGUACCAGACACAUGAGGAGGCCAAGUCAUGUGUGGAGCGCACCCAUGGAAAGAAAUUUGGCACAAGCAUUGGAAUGGCUGAUGGGGAUGAACUGAAAGUGGUUUUUGACGGCGAAGGUCUCAAACUGAAGGCAGUCCGGAAAGAACUAGAAGAGCGGAAACAUCGCGACAGAGAGGAGAAAAGAAGGAAGGAGAAGGAAGCCAAGGCUCCGACAUUACCACCUGCACCCAUACCCGCACCCGCAUCCGCAUCCAUACCGAAACCCACAUGGCGACCGAGUCACCAGCUCCCACCGCGCCCUGCACACAUCCCCUACACAAACGGACGCCUAUCACCUCCCCGCGGCAGAAAAGCACCACCUGUCAUGAAAGCUAAGAUGAUGAAUUCGGCACUGAGUAAUCGUUUUCCAGCAGUAAAUGACCUCGCGCCCAUGUCGUCUUCACAAUCAUCAUCAUCAACACCCAUCCAUACUCGAGGUCGUCCUUCACAUCAUGGUUCUAGUCACGCUCCAGCUCCUCCUUCCCGCUCACCUUCGCCUAUCUCCCGUCGCCCAGGACAAGGGCGUCACCAACAGCAGAGAGAGGCUACUAGUGCCACUGUCAUCGACGCCCUCGCCAAGAACGGCUUUGAACAUGUCCGAAUCGACCUCACUGGUGGUGCCAUGAUAUCUAUCCGAGAGGAGGAUGUGCGUGCGUUCUUCAAAGACUUCAAGGUCGACUGCGUACUGCGAGAUCAUAACGCUUGCGACUCCGCGCGACGUGCAGCCAUGGUGCUCAGCUCGCGGACUCUUGGACACCACUCGGUAACGCUGUCAGCUUGCCCUCCUCCUUCUCAUGUCGCGCCUGUGGCUGCCGAAAAGACCAGCUGGACACAAGAGGAAAUAGUUCAGCAAGCAACAGACACCAUCGUCAAGGAGCUCAAAGUUCUUUUGGAAAAGGACAUCACUGAACGGGUGGCUGCAGCAGAUCUACGGAAGUUGGUCGCAGACGAGAAGGCGAAGGUUGCAGAGACAAAAGCCAAGGAGGGUUCAGAGAUAACCAACGAGCAACGGCCAGCUGAAAAGCGAGGUCUGAAAGGACUUUCCUUUCGGAAGCCGAAGAGAGUCAGGGAUGAGGAAGCGAAGGCAGUCGUGGUCGAAGAAGAAGCCCCCCAUAUCGAGCCGGAAGAACCUGCACCCGUAGAGCCACCAAAGAAAAAGCGGAAGAAAGACGUUGUCACGAGGUCCGAGGAUGAGGAGAACCUUGCUCCUGAGCCCCGGAAGCGGGCCGUCUCCGAGGCUCGCGAUGAGGAACAGGAGCCUGUGAAGAAGAAGCCGAAGAAGGAUGCUGUGCUUGAGGAUGAAGAACAGCAUAAGAGAGCCUUGUCGAAGAAGAAGGUCACGAAGAAAAAGUCAGCAGCCAAGGUGGUUGUCGAUGAGGUCAUCCGACCCGACGAGUUGGAUUUCAAUGUUCCUGCUACAGCCAACAUCCACAUUUCAAAGGUGGAAUCGGUUUCGCGUCUUCCUCCCGAUCCACUCGAACAAGGUAUAUGCGACGACGACGAGGACCUAUAUUUCGCUCGGCUGGCUAUGUCGAAUGGCGCUUCGACCCCGCCACUCGUCCCCCCGCCUACUACCGAUGCUUUACCAGCAUUUCGGAAGCAUCUCACAGGUUCAGCACGUACCGAAGGCUACUACAAGAUCUCCCACGCAGAGAAAUCUGCUUAUGUCGCUCAAUACGCCCUGCGCCCGUCACCUUCUUCCCGCUCCAAUCGUGCCAAUGCUCGCCGACGUGCUCAAGGCCUGGAGGAGAUCAACCAGGUGCAACGUGCUGUGGCUCUUUCAAAGGGAGAGACAGCCGCUGUGGAACUGAGCAUCAAAUUCAACCAACUCCAAACGCGGAAAAAACAUCUACGCUUUGCUAGGUCUCCGAUUCACGACUGGGGCUUGUACGCUAUGGAAAGGAUCGCCCGAGGGGAGAUGGUCAUCGAGUAUGUUGGCGAGAUCAUCCGCGCUCAAGUCGCCGACAAGCGUGAAAAGGUGUACGAGCGACAGGGUAUCGGAAGCAGUUACCUGUUUCGUAUCGAUGAAGACCUUGUGGUUGACGCCACGAAGAAGGGUAAUCUUGGACGUCUCAUUAAUCAUUCAUGCGAUCCAAACUGCACUGCCAAAAUUAUCACCAUCAACGGCGAGAAGAAGAUUGUCAUCUAUGCGAAGCAGGAUAUCGAACUGGGCGAUGAAAUUACCUAUGAUUACCAUUUCCCUAUCGAGCAUGAUAAGAUCCCAUGCUUAUGUGGUUCUGCGAAGUGUCGCGGUUAUCUCAACUAG
This is a messenger RNA of Suillus paluster, 2970 nucleotides long. RefSeq lists its product as uncharacterized. Gene Ontology annotation, molecular function: RNA binding; protein binding; histone H3K4 methyltransferase activity. The coding region runs from base 1 to 2970 and encodes 989 amino acids. Lineage: Eukaryota; Fungi; Basidiomycota; Agaricomycetes; Boletales; Suillaceae. Gene Ontology annotation, cellular component: Set1C/COMPASS complex. The transcript has 10 exons. The record is from RefSeq and is a predicted model, not a curated record.